This is a messenger RNA of Haliotis rubra (blacklip abalone), 1909 nucleotides long. Its product is annotated as D(3) dopamine receptor-like. Gene Ontology annotation, cellular component: membrane. The record is from RefSeq and is a predicted model, not a curated record. Gene Ontology annotation, biological process: G protein-coupled receptor signaling pathway. Gene Ontology annotation, molecular function: G protein-coupled receptor activity; peptide binding. The transcript is spliced from 2 exons. Bases 55 to 1290 code for a protein of 411 amino acids. Lineage: Eukaryota; Metazoa; Mollusca; Gastropoda; Lepetellida; Haliotidae.
GUGGCUUGGAGACACACAGCAGGGACAGAGCGACUAUCACAAACGGUUUGAGCAAUGUCCCUCAACUUAUCAGAAAACGACAUUGCGGAUUACCUACGUCGUCAUGACAACGCCUACGCCAUCCAAACUUUACCCGCCAUCUUGUACCUCGUCAUACUGAUGCUACUGGGCUUUGUCGGCAACUCCAUCGUCUGCUAUGUCUAUCUCUUUAAGUUUCAAAGUGUCACAACCACAUCAUACUUCGUCGUGGCAUUGGCAGUGCUGGAUCUCUUAAACUGCAUCACAAACAUCCCCUUUGAAAUCGUCGACCUCAGACACAACUUUACCCUCGGAUCUUCGGUCGUCUGCAAGAUCAUGCCAUUGACCGUGACCUUUGUAUCUCUUGCCUCUGGAACUGUUUUGCUAGCCGUUGCAGUGGACAGGUAUCGGAAGGUGUGUCAUGCGUUUCGCAAACAGUUGACGAAAUCGACAGCAAAGUUGGCCAUUCUGCUUUGUUUUGUAUUGGCUGCCGGUAUCUCCGCGCCGAGUGUGUUUCUAUUUGGGCCAAGGACGGUCGUGCUUGGCGGGGACGUUAACGGCUCCGAAUGUGGCGUAUCGGAAUCCUUUGAAGGGAGCGUGUUCGCUGUCGUUUACAACGGAGUCCAGUUUCUCGAGUUUGUCGUUGCCACAGUGACUAUCGUCGUGCUGUAUUUAUUAAUAUGGCGUCAGAUAUCAAGGCAGCACAAAUACCUGAGCACGGUAACCACGAGCGCCAAUACUGGACGAACCUUUGAGGUUCACGUUGCCCGCAGCAAAGAGAACGAGGACACGUCAAUGUCAACGGGAGAUCUAUAUAUUUCGUCCUCAAAUGACAGCGAACAGGGUAAGAGUAUCUCCAAUGUCAGCAAAUCACAGGAUUCGACCUUUCCUGGGAACGACAGUGCUACAACAGUCCAAAGACAGACAAAUCUUGAAGAUGCACAACAGCCAUCUCAGUCUGUCGACAAAGACACAGUGAAGGUCAAGGACACGCCAAGGUCACAACGUGAGAUACAAGUCCGGAAGACAACAUUAAUGCUAUUCCUCAUCAGCCUCGUUUUCAUUCUCAGCUUCCUGCCUCAUCUUGGCAUCAUGGCGGCCACCGUUAUCAACAAGCACCUGUACGACAAUCUCCAAGGAGCCCAGAUUGCCGCAUACAACAUCUGUCAGAGAUCCUACUUCAUCAACAGCGCCUCCAACCCCAUCAUUUACAGCUUCUGCAGCGUCAACUUCCGUCGAGCUGUCAGGGAUAUGAUAAAGAGGAAGAAAUAAUAUUUAAAAACAGACUCAGAAACGAUUAGCAUGUUGGCCUAAUGAAUCUGACGUGAACACAAUAGUGAUAACAUUAGCCUAUAUUAUGCAAUGUUUAGGUAUUAUUUUUUUUAUAUAUAAUCUAUUUUUGUUCACUGCAAUACAUUUUUUUUAGAAUCGAAAAUAAUUGCAGUUGACGAAGUAUUAGUCCAGCUAUUGUAUUCUUGUAAUUGUGUCUGAUUUUGUUUUCUUACCUGCGUUAAUAAACUUGCAUUAAUAGAAAUUGUCAUGAUCAUGCCAUUCUUUCAAAACCGGUUCAGUGAAAGGUAGACUGCUUGACGUGUAUCUCUGUUUCAGUGAAUGCUGGGGUAGGAAACUAAUUUGCUAUCCCAUGACCACUGUCAUGUCUGAAAUGUUGUAAAGUUGAGCCGAAAAAGGCUAAGUUUCUUAUUUUCAAAGAUAUGUCUACAAAACACAUCUGGAUGUAUUUAAUAUUCAAACUAAUUUAUAUUUUUAAAACCCACGACAAAUCGUUCUUUGAUUACUGUCAAAGUGAUACUACAGUUCAUGUAUAACAUCGCUAACGUUUGAUAUUAUCAGCUGAAAAUCAAAAACAAAAUAAAAUCAACAGAGAUGUUUA